UAUGGAUGAGGGGAGAUGGAUGACGUGAAAUACGAAUGUGGUUCAUCCAUCCAAAUGCGUCAUAGACGCCUUGAAGAAACCCUAAAUGGCCGCCAGCACUCUGCGGUUAUCCAUCGUUGUGUGCUGCUGCUGCUGUUCUUAGCGAUCGAAAAGUCUUGUGCAGUUGAACGAUCGAAGCAAACAGACAUGGCGAAGGUGGAGCCGGUCGGAGGGAAGAAGCUGAUCAAGGAGUGGCCGACAUGGAUCCUGAAGAAGGCAAAGACGGUGACUCACUACGGGUUCAUUCCGCUUAUCAUUUUCAUUGGCAUGAACACGGAGCCCAAACCCCAGCUUUCGCAGCUCUUGAGCCCUGUCUGAGGGUCGCCGAUGCUGCCUUGAGUUGUAAUGAAAGCCAUGAAUAGAACACAUUUUUUAUGAUUGAGCACUGUCGCUUUUCCUCUCAUCAGUUCGUUAUAGUUAGGUUGGUGGGUGUGUUCUAACUGCGGAGUGCAAUCGAGCUAAUCUUUCGGGAUUGAAAUUCAAACUUUUUUAUGAUAGGCAAGGAAAUUUGUGUCUCCGAAAUGAUAUGUAUACUUUGGAGUAUUUUGAAGAGCUUUUGAGGGUCUUCGGGAUU
This is a messenger RNA of Physcomitrium patens, 613 nucleotides long. Its product is annotated as mitochondrial import receptor subunit TOM7-1. Gene Ontology annotation, biological process: protein import into mitochondrial matrix. The record is from RefSeq and is a predicted model, not a curated record. Gene Ontology annotation, cellular component: mitochondrial outer membrane translocase complex. Lineage: Eukaryota; Viridiplantae; Streptophyta; Bryopsida; Funariales; Funariaceae.